Glarea lozoyensis ATCC 20868 is the source of this 567-nucleotide messenger RNA. Its product is annotated as HSP20-like chaperone. The coding region runs from base 1 to 567 and encodes 188 amino acids. The transcript is spliced from 3 exons. Gene Ontology annotation, cellular component: cytoplasm. Gene Ontology annotation, biological process: protein folding. The record is from RefSeq and is a predicted model, not a curated record. NCBI's taxonomy places the organism in Eukaryota, Fungi, Ascomycota, Leotiomycetes, Helotiales, Helotiaceae.
AUGGCAGAUAAAGAACCAACACCAGCAGAAGAAGCCGCUCUCCGCGCAAAAGAAGCAGAAGAACAAGCCGCCCUCCCCUACAAGUGGACGCAAACAAUCACCGAUCUAGACGUCAGUCUCGAAGUCCCCGGUAACCUAAAAGGCCGCGACCUCAUCGUGGAGCUCAAAAAGAAGAAACUCGUAGUCGGAAUCAAAGGGCAAGAACCCAUCAUAAACGGCGACCUCCCUCACGAAAUCCACACCGAAGAAUCAACAUGGACGCUCAUCCCCUCCGCGAACGGCACCAAGACAAUCGACAUCCAUCUGGAUAAAAUCAACAAGAUGGAAUGGUGGGCGCACGUUAUCGUCGGGGCGCCUAAGAUUGACGUCUCGAAGAUCACGCCGGAGAAUAGUAAACUUGGGGAUUUAGAUGGGGAGACGAGGGGCAUGGUCGAGAAGAUGAUGUAUGAUCAGCGGCAGAAGGAGAUGGGGAAGCCGACGAGCGAUGAGGCGAAGAAAUUGGAUAUGCUGGAGAAUUUUAAGAAACAGCAUCCCGAGAUGGAUUUUAGUAAUGUGAAGAUGAGCUGA